Messenger RNA from Homalodisca vitripennis (glassy-winged sharpshooter), 2978 nucleotides. It is a transcript of the gene fal, whose product is annotated as deoxynucleoside triphosphate triphosphohydrolase SAMHD1. Gene Ontology annotation, molecular function: dGTPase activity. The record is from RefSeq and is a predicted model, not a curated record. The coding region runs from base 298 to 1755 and encodes 485 amino acids. The transcript is spliced from 10 exons. Gene Ontology annotation, biological process: dGTP catabolic process. Lineage: Eukaryota; Metazoa; Arthropoda; Insecta; Hemiptera; Cicadellidae. Gene Ontology annotation, cellular component: nucleus.
UUAAGAAGUUUUGAAUCACAAGAUGGACUUCUCUGAAAAAUAAAUGGCGGGAUUAUUCAUUAUUUAUACAAUUUUAAAACUAAGCUAAUAAGAAAGAAGGAGUGUAAUUUGUUGAAUAAGAAAAAUACAUGUUCAGUAGGGCACAUUGGAUUUAAAAUCAGAGUAUUAGUCGUCUUGAGGUUUUUGAAAGUUUCGAAUUAUGUGCCACUGGGAAAAGUUCCUAUUUUCGAUUUUGGUUCCAGCUGUCAAGAUCAGUGAAUAGUGAUAUUAAUUAAUUAAAACAGUGUUCCAUUUAAAAUGAAUGGAUACUGUUGUCAAAAUGGGCAUCAGUCAUUUGGGCUAAACUUCUCUAUGGAAGCAACAGGAUAUAAGGUGUUCAAUGACUCUGUGCACGGACACAUCACUCUACACCCCCUACUGGUCAAGGUGGUGGACACCCCCCAGUUCCAGCGUCUGCGCAACAUCAAGCAGCUUGGCUUCGCUAACUACGUGUUCCCUGGAGCCAACAACUGCCGCUAUGAACACUCUCUUGGGACAUGUUACCUCGCAGGAAAGAUGGUGGAGAAGCUUUUGUCACGUGAGUCAGGACCACGCUCUAAUGAGGAUAAGUUUAAGAUGACUCUUUGUGUGCAGUUGGCAGCUCUGUGUCAUGACUUAGGCCACGGCCCUUUCUCUCAUACCUGGGAGAGAAUCACGGAGACAUGGGGUUAUGACUGGAAGCAUGAAUCAGCCUCGAUCCAAAUGUUUGAUUAUUUGGUAAAAGAAAACAAUUUACAUGAAGAAUUCAGGAAAUACAACUUAGGGGAAGAAGAAAUAAAAAUUAUCAAGGAGUUGAUCAUUGGUGGACCAGAUGAAAAUAAAAAGCCUUUGUUGGCCAAUAAAGACAACUUCUUCUACGAAAUAGUUUCCAACAAGAAUACAGGAAUCGAUGUGGACAGAUGGGACUAUUUCUUGCGGGACGGACUUCAUUUGAAUCUGCGCAUUACCUUUGACUAUCGGCGACUGUUGGAGUUCAGCACGAUACUCUAUGAUGAUGAUGGCCUGACACACAUCAACUUCCGAGACAAGGAGAUGCUCAACUUGUAUGACAUGUAUCGCGUGAGGUCUGCGCUGCACUACGCCGCGUAUCGUCACAAGGUGGUGAUCAACAUCGAACAGAUGUGUAUUGAUGCCUUCAAGGCAGCUGGUGAUGCUGGUUAUAAAAUCAACAAUUCUGAAACAUUGUUGAAGGAAGCUCAUCUGGCACCCGAGUCCUUCAGUACACUCACAGAUCAUGUUUUCUAUGAUAUCCUCUACUCCAGAGAUGAAAGACUCUCAGCAGCGCAACAACUUUUACAGCGAGUCCUUAAGAGAGAUCUCUACAAAUUUGUUGGAAGUAUCAACUUUCCCAUCGCAAAACGUCUUUCAAAGAAGGAGCAGAAGGAAUGCAUUGAAAAAGAAAAAUUCAAGGUGUUAAGCAAACUGGAAAACGACUGUAAGGGAUCAAAAUUUUCUGUGGAGGAUUUCUACUUAUAUUUGGAUUCUACAAGUGAUCCAGUGGCAAAUGUGAAAUUUUACAAGAAAACUGGAGAAGAAACUAUAGAGAAAGAAACCUUUGAAAAUAUCAAGAAUCGCCUUGCUCCAUUUCCGUUCCAACUAUCAGAGGACAGAACUGCGCAGUUGUUAGUGUUUUGUAAAAAUCAAGAUGUGAAGAAAAAUCAGCUCGAAAAAGCUGAAAACUUCGUCAAGCAGUAUAAAACUCAGUGCAUUGUUUAACUUAAGUUACCAUAACCAGUCACCAUAUCUAUUAUUAUAAUUAUAUGAUAAUUUUAUUAGCAUUUUGUUAAAGCUUGUGUUGGACAUUUUAAAGAAUUUGUGUUUUAACUUUAAAAGUUUAUCUUAUGUUCUGUACUGUAUUAUCUGUGGUUUAUUUUUUUAUUAUUUUUGAAAUUAAAUAUUAUUUUCAGAAUUAAGUUAAGUAUUUAUAUUAUGGAAUCUGCUGUUAAGCAAGAAAAUAAUUAGCUUAGUAUAUUUAUUCUUAUUAAUACUUGAAUCAGAUUUUAAACAUGAAGUACUUAUAAUGGAGUCACUAUUUGAAUUUAUUUUAGUACACUCUCAGAAGGUGCUUAUUGUAUACAUAAGAGAACAAUUUUCAUCACCACCUGUGCUCAUUAUGAUAACCCUCUGAGUACCACCGUGCCAAUGUUCUGGUACAAUAUUAGCAGUACUUUACAGUAUCAUCACAGUUACAAGGCAUUACUAUGGCACUAUGAGGGUUUAAAUAAUAAUUUUCAAUACUAGUCAUUCUUUUGUGAUAAAGAAAUAAAUAAAGAACAUUGUAGCAAAUACUUUUAUUGUAAGGAGAGUCCAAUCCUCAAUCACUUUAAUUAUUUUCAAUAGUAUUUAAUACUUUAAUUUUAAGUAUUCUUUGAUUGUAGUAAUUCAAAAUGUGUUUCAGUAUGUUGAAGUCUGUAAUGUGAAGUUGAAUUACAGCUCAGCAUUAUAGAAUAUGUGAUUGGCCUAAUUGUAACAUUUUCGUAAAUCCAGUGAAAAAAUUGCAUUUUCAUCACUCUGUCACCAACGUUUACUACAAAAAUUUCAAAAAAAUUCAAGUCUUCUAGUUUUUCUGCUCAGUUUUAGUGUGUAUGUUACAGUAUAUUAUGUUUAUAUAAAUAAAUAUAAUGUCCCAUCCAUGUUAUGAGCAAUAGUGUAUUUGCCCAUAUUUACUUUUAUAAAUUGAAUAACUAACUUUGUAUGUAUGUUUGCAUAUUGUAAGUUAACUACUAAUUAUUUUAAUUCUGUUGGGAAGUACUUUUACAGGGUUAAAGCACUAUGAUUGUUGUUGUAAAUUUCAGGGUGUGGAAAAUACAGGUUUCUGUUUUUAGCAUGAGUACAAAUGUCUGUAGUACUUAACAGUUCUUAUUUAUUGUAUUUACUUUUACUAUUGUAGUUUUUAUGAGCUCUAAUCGUAAUAAAAUAAUAAAACAUUCUUCAAUGUA